This is a messenger RNA of Paraglomus brasilianum, 2370 nucleotides long. The record is from the annotation of a GenBank genome assembly. NCBI's taxonomy places the organism in Eukaryota, Fungi, Glomeromycota, Glomeromycetes, Paraglomerales, Paraglomeraceae.
AUGUUCUAUCAUGGAUUCGAUAACUAUAUGGAAUAUGCUUUUCCAAUGGACGAGCUAGAUCCGAUACAUUGCGUUGGACGAGGACGUGACAAGCAAAAUCCGCAAGUAGAUAACAUCGUUAUUAACGAUGUCUUGGGAGAUUUCUCAUUGACGCUCGUGGAUUCUUUGGACACGUUUGUCAUUCUUGACGACAAGAAAAGAUUUGAGGAUGCUGUCAGACUGGUUAUAGAUAACGUGUCAUUUGAUGUUGACAGCAAAGUCCAAGUAUUUGAAGUAAACAUACGCGUAUUAGGCGCAUUAUUGUCUGCGCACUUGUUCGCGAUAGAUAAGCGAUUUGGAUAUGAAAUUGAUUGGUACAAAGGAGAACUAUUAGAGAUGGCUUAUGACUUGGGAGAGAGAUUAUUGCCUGCCUUCGCGCAUACCAAAACGGGGAUCCCGUAUCCAAGGGUCAACCUAAAAUAUGGAUUACCAAGGGAUGAGAUAGAGGAGACUUGUACAGCCGGAGCUGGCUCAUUAAUCUUGGAAUUCGGUACUCUUAGCAGAUUAACCAAUGAUACCCGAUUUGAAAACGCAGCGAAGAAAGCUUUAUAUGCACUAUGGAAUAGACGCACGGAAUCGGAUCUCGUCGGAAACGUAAUAGACAUUCAAACAGGCCAUUGGAUUCACAUAGCCUCUGGAAUAGGAGCAGGAAUAGACUCAUUUUUUGAAUAUCUCCUCAAAUCGUAUACGUUAUUUGGUGAAGCAGAAUAUUACGAAGUGUUCUUGCAAGCAUACACGGCAAUUAUGAAACAUGUCAGAGACGGCAGCGGAUAUGUAUAUCAGAAUAUUAACAUGUAUAAUAGAGGAAUAAUGUCAUCUUGGGUGGAUAGUCUAGCAGCCUAUUUUCCAGGUUUGCAGGUAUUGGCAGGCGAUGUGGAAAAUGCAAUCAAAUUGCAUUUACUAUAUUACAACAUUUGGAAGAAAUAUCAUGCAUUGCCAGAAAGGUUUAAUUAUCAUCUACAGAGACCAGAAAUAGUGUCAUACCCAUUACGACCAGAAUUCAUUGAAUCCACGUAUUUCUUGUACAGAGCCACACGUAAUCCAUUCUAUUUGAGUGUGGGAGAAAUGGUCGUGAACGACUUGGAGCGUUAUCGCACGGAUUGUGGAUAUGCCAGUGUGAGAGAUAUUCUUGAGGGGGAACUUGAUCCACGCAUGGAAAGCUUUUUAUUGAGCGAAACGUUCAAGUAUUUGUAUCUAUUAUUUGAUGUUGAUAACAAGUUUAAUACGCUGGAUACCAAUGUUGUAUUUACGACCGAGGCACACAUCCUCAUGCUCUCAACCACCUACCUCAAAUUCCAACCUUCGAUAAUCCAAAAACACGACCCCAGCCUCGAAAUGCCAACCUGCCCUCGUUAUACUCCACAACCUGGACUUCUCUCCAGCAUCCUGGAUAGACCUGAUGCGGAUUACGCGAGAGCGCUGGUUGGUCUCGACGCCGACACUAUCAUACCGCAUGCACGAGGAUACUGCGAGGCGGUUUCUACCUCGCCGCAUGUAAUUGAAGUGAGUUUUGGAGAACGUUUGCCAGAAAAUUAUAAACCAAUGCCGCCGACAAAGUUCGAUGGCGGAGUGAUUAUUGAUCAGUUGACUGGUAUUAAAUUGGAGUUGACUAAGCGUUCCGAUAGGAAUGGAUACAAUAUAUCAAAAGUGAAUGAUUACAGAAUUGCUCCUGGAGAAGUUCUGGAAAUACGUGACCCAUCGAUAAAGGAACAUUGGCUAAAGCAACAAAGUUAUUCCAAAAUUACGCUCCGACUUUAUCGCCCUUCUUUACACGACUAUACCGACAUUUCUGGCGUAACUGCCUCGUUCUCACCGACCGUUCAUCACUAUUUUCCUCAUCCUCUUUACAAUCUUCACCACUUGCCGAAAACUCCGUACGGUUGUUCUCCUUACUCAUCAUCUGAAAAAUAUAUGCUGCGGAACUCGUAUAUUGUUGUAAAGCGUGGGGAAUGUACUUUCUAUGAAAAAGCUAUUCAUGCGCAGGAUGCCGGUGCCAGAGCGGUGAUAGUAGUCUCAGAUGAAAACCACUUGUUUCAACCUGCGAUGCCAUCGGAGAAUAUAUUAGAAGAAGUUAGCAUUACGUGCUUGUUGGUUACUAAGGAAAGCGGCGACAUUAUUGAGCGAGCAUUAGAAGAUGCAGGCAAAAAUGAAAUUCAGGAGGGAGUAAUCGAAAACGUGAUUUCAGAUGAAGGUAACGGAGAAAGUGAAACCAAGGCCUCAUUGUUACCACCAGAGACAAACAUGGGGAGUGUUGUUGUUGGGAAUGAUUUUUAUUUGGCUAUCUAUGACCAUAUAGUGCAUAAUAUUAAAUUAAAUCUAAAUGGGCAGUAA